CUUUUGCACACAGAAACUCUACUGCAAACAUGGGCUUCACCGAUUUCAUCUCCGACGCGGGCCUCACCCUCUUGAACAACUGGGUCAGGACUCGCAGCUACGUCGUUGGCUACACUCCAUCGCAGGCCGAUGUGAAGGUCUUCCAGCAGCUCAAGGAGGCUCCUGCCGCCGAGAAGUUCCCAUACGCCGCGCGCUGGUACAGCCACGUCGCCACCUUCGAGAGCGAGUUCAGCGCUCUCCCUGGUGACCCCACCAAGGAGUACACUGCCUACGGCCCCGAGUCCUCUGACUUGACCGUCAACCCCGCCAAGGCCCCCGAGAAGGAGGCUGAGAAGGGUGCUGAGAAGGAGGUUGCGGCUGAGGAUGACGAUGACGAGGUCGACCUGUUCGGCAGUGACGACGAGGAGGAGGAUGCCGAGGCCGAGAGGGUGAAGCAGGAGCGUCUGGCCGAGUACAACAAAAAGAAGGCUGGCAAGGUAAAGCCCGCUGCCAAGUCUAUCGUCACUCUGGACGUUAAGCCAUGGGAUGACGAGACAAACAUGGACGAGCUUAAGGCCAACGUUCUUUCCAUUGAGAAAGACGGUCUUGUCUGGGGUGGCUCCAAGUUGGUCGCUGUCGGUUUCGGUAUCAAGAAGCUGCAGAUCAACUUGGUCAUCGAGGACGACAAGGUCUCUCUUGACGAGCUGCAGCAGCAGAUCGAGGAGUUCGAGGACCACGUCCAGUCCACCGACGUUGUUGCCAUGCAGAAGUUGUAGACGUUGGUCUACCGACACUCUUUACGAGGUUCCCGCACGUUGACGGCGGCGAGUCUUAUGAUUAUGAUAUGAUGAACGGGGCAUGAUGUGGUAACGUUUGACGUCUUCAUGAGCUUCCGCUAGACGAAAAUAACGACACAGUGGCCCUGCCACCUUCCUAUAUGGAACUGAUGACCCUAAAAUCCUUCCAAACUGUGCAUCUGCUGUAUACUCGCUUGAUUCCGAUCGCAUUCUGCAUCGACGACUAGCAAAGGUGAGGUUGACAUCAAUGGAAAUGGUAAGGUCAUAGGUCUCUUUCAUCGUGUCCCAUUAUAUAUAUCUCAUGAAGCGUGGUAUCUCGUACACCUUCUGUCCAUAGCAAAUAUCAACUCAGCAUGAAGCAUAUCACUA
Messenger RNA from Dothidotthia symphoricarpi CBS 119687, 1145 nucleotides. Its product is annotated as elongation factor 1 beta subunit. The coding region runs from base 30 to 755 and encodes 241 amino acids. Gene Ontology annotation, molecular function: guanyl-nucleotide exchange factor activity; translation elongation factor activity. NCBI's taxonomy places the organism in Eukaryota, Fungi, Ascomycota, Dothideomycetes, Pleosporales, Dothidotthiaceae. The record is from RefSeq and is a predicted model, not a curated record. The transcript has 3 exons. Gene Ontology annotation, biological process: translational elongation. Gene Ontology annotation, cellular component: cytosol; eukaryotic translation elongation factor 1 complex.